GCUCACUAAAACCAUAAAAAUGUUUCCCCAACGUGGGUAGGGCAGGGCCGGGGGUGAGGUCUGGCAGGCAGGGGUGGGUCAAGAUUGCAAGGACUCGAGAGCGGCACGCGAGCCGCCGCCGCCGCCGCCGCCGGGGACACAGGAGCCACGCCGGCCGCGUCAUUCCCGGCUGGAAGCGGACCGCCGUCAUCAGGAAUACCUGCAGCAUUGCUCAUCGGACCACUCCCGAGUCGGUUCCAAGUGGGCUGUCGGCGCCGCCCCCAGGCAGGGGGCCCGGCGCGCAGAAAUGCACCGCCCCCCGCCCCCUCCGGAGGGAGGCGCCGCCCGGGGCAUACAUUUCCCAGCCUGCAGAGCGGGCCCCCAAGACCCGUUCCCCGGGGGCGCUGGGUUUGCAGCAGGGGAUUGGCGGGCGGCCUCCCCGCCCCCGGGUGGCCCGAAACGGGGCUCGGGUGGGGAGAUGUGCGGCGAUUGGCCGGCCAGAGUUCGAAUCCCUCCCACGGAUGGUGACGACGGACGACGGGCUUGCUACUUAAGGCGUCGUGGCCUCGCCCGCCCCGCCUUAGCUCCCGCGCUAGAGAGAAACAUGUAUCGUUUCCGAUCACAGCUCUUCACGGGGAUUUCUGCUGCCGCCACCGCCCACUCUCACCCCCGCCGCUUCUCGCCUCUGUUGUUAGCCGAAGACUCGCCCCUCUGCCGCCCGCCGCACAGACGCACCAGUAAAAAGUGCAGCUCCAUCGGCUGA
Sorex araneus (European shrew) is the source of this 742-nucleotide messenger RNA. RefSeq lists its product as uncharacterized. Lineage: Eukaryota; Metazoa; Chordata; Mammalia; Eulipotyphla; Soricidae. The record is from RefSeq and is a predicted model, not a curated record. Bases 287 to 742 code for a protein of 151 amino acids. The transcript has a single exon.